Messenger RNA from Phaeodactylum tricornutum CCAP 1055/1, 600 nucleotides. RefSeq lists its product with no specific name. The transcript has 2 exons. Lineage: Eukaryota; Bacillariophyta; Bacillariophyceae; Surirellales; Neidiaceae. Gene Ontology annotation, biological process: proteasome assembly. The record is from RefSeq and is a predicted model, not a curated record. Bases 1 to 600 code for a protein of 199 amino acids.
AUGGUUGAGGUUACGCAGGACGCACCGCGCAUGGAUAUCACCACAUUUGCCGUAAAUUUGCCACCAGCAAUCGUACAAGGGUUCGACGAGCCCAUUGUCGAUGACAGUGUUGGCAUCAGUCUGGGAGAUCAGGGCAUUGUGGGGACAAUCACGUUUUCCAAGAAGGCCGCCACAAUUUGGUUUGGCUGGGGAUCGUUACAAUCCUCCAAAACAUCAGGCCCUGGCGGCAAUGCGGGCUACGGGGCCACGCCAGUCGGGGCAAAAUCCCUAUGCGUCGGUACUGCACCCAAUCUUUCUAUGGGGCCGCUGGUUGUGGCGAUGCCUCGUCCACGGUACAAAGGAUCCCUUUCUAUAUCGGCUGAACCUUCUACAUCCAAACUGAUUGGAUAUGAUGAUGAGGGCGACGAAAUGGUGGCUCGACAAAUGAGUUCGCGUCUAAGUCAACGUCUCGGCAUUGCCAUCUUUGUGUCCUGCAGCUUUACUGGCGCUCCUGCUAUGGCAACAGAUGGCGUUGACCAGAGCAUAGUGCAACAUCGAGCAGCGGCCUUUGCGGAAAGAGAGGUAUAUCGGAUCCUUAACAAAAAACUAAAUUCUGUGUAA